CCAACCACUUUCUUUCACCGCUUCAUCUAGUACGGUCUAGUCUAGAAAUUUCGUUUAAAAUGGGCUGGGUACAUUAUGUUGUGCUAUACUGUUGUAUUAAAUAUGGACAGAGUGAAGAAAUCAGCAAAAGAGAAGGAAGGAGCGCCGUAUCGUCGCAUGUACCAAUACAUCACACAUACUCGGAACACCAUAACAGAGUUCCAGUACCUGUUCCACAACCGAUACCGUAUCCAGUACAUAGACCUGUUCCGUACCCGGUUCACGUCGGAGUCCCAGUGGACCAUCCCCGACCAGUUAUCGUACCUGUACCUCAUCCUGUAGCUCACUUCAUACCUCGACCGAUCGCCGUACCAGUCGACCGACCGUUCCCAUAUCCAGUCGCACAUCCAGUACCUGUUACUAUCACGCAAGGGGUAGGAAUACCUGUUCCUCAGCCGUAUCACGUAGCGUAUCCUGCGCCGGUUCCAGUGAGAAUACCUCAUCCAGUACCUGUUCCAGUUUCUCCGGUAGUUCAACCAGUGGUCGCCUCAGAAGUGGUUGCCCAACCCGUUGCUCAGCCGGUCGCUCAAUCAGUUGUGAGCAGUGCGGAAGUCCAUUCAGAGGGAGUUAGUGACUAUGGAAGUACUGUUGAGUCUCAUGGACAUGCCAUACAACAUCCCUAUUGAAUUAUAUAAUUUGAGUUGUUUAAUUAAAGGAAGGUAAGAAAGACCAAAUACGAAGUAUUUUAGCCAAAUAAACGAUUCAAGUUCUCAACAAAAUAGAAAAGAGAAUAACGAAGAACGCUCCAUUUAACUCCAAGUUAAUAGCUAUAUACUUCUUAAAUAUGAUAAAAAGAAGAAUUAACAACGUUUCAAUGCCUAACUAAGUAGACAAUAUAAUCCUAAAGUCACUGAUAUGGAGAAAGAUUAUCAAGUUAUUUUUUUAUUGAAGUAAUAUGUAGUUCAGUCGGUGAUAAAAAUCUCUAGUUGAUAUUUGUAGCCUGGUCAAUUGUUUACCGUUUCAUUUAAUUAUAGGAUAGUUUAAGCGAUAUUUAACUAGUAUUUACAUAAUUGUUUGUGUGUUCUUGACUGAUAGAAAAUAAUAUUAUUGUUGUUAAAACUUAUUUAAA
This is a messenger RNA of Amyelois transitella, 1108 nucleotides long. Its product is annotated as tetra-peptide repeat homeobox protein 1. NCBI's taxonomy places the organism in Eukaryota, Metazoa, Arthropoda, Insecta, Lepidoptera, Pyralidae. The record is from RefSeq and is a predicted model, not a curated record. Bases 60 to 665 code for a protein of 201 amino acids. The transcript is spliced from 2 exons.